Messenger RNA from Closterium sp. Naga37s-1, 1146 nucleotides. The record is from the annotation of a GenBank genome assembly. Lineage: Eukaryota; Viridiplantae; Streptophyta; Zygnematophyceae; Desmidiales; Closteriaceae.
AUGGACUUCAAACUAGAUAAAAGUUUCUCACCGGAGGAUGCAGCGGCGUUACGCGCAUCAUGGGAUGAGGCGGAGAUCAAGCGGGCGCUGGCGGAAAUGGCAUCUGGGAAGACUCUGGGAAGGGACGGUCUCCCGAAGGAGCUCUGGGAGUCACAGUGGGACCUCCUGGGCGGGCAGGUGAUGAAGUUCUUGAAGGAGUUCGAACGGACGGCGGCGCUGCCGGCAGAGUUUUCGACAGUGUUCGGAUUUCUACCUGGACGUAGCCUGGUUGGUGCGGUGGCGAUUACGGCGGAUGCAAUCGACGCGGCCAACUCCGAGGGAGAGGAUUGGCUGCUUCUGCUGGUAGACUUCAGGAAGGCGUUCGAUUCCAUAUCCAGGGGGUACCUGUUCGAUGUGUUGAGGAGAAUGGGGUUCCCGGACGAGUACGUGAAAUGGGUUGAGGGCCUGCACCAGGGAGCAGCAACACGCAUCUGCAAUGACGGUUGGCUCGGGGACGAAGUGCCAGUACAGACCGAAGUGAGGCAAGGCUGCCCCCUCGCGCCGUACCUAAUCCUUUGUGCAGUAGAACCUCUUUGUCAGGAAGCGCAAAGAAGGCAACUCGGUGUGGAUAUUACUGGGGCAGGGAAGCUGACGUACCUGGGCUACGCAGACGAUACUACCUUUCUGCUGAAAGGGCGAGCGCAGCUGGACAUGGCGGAGAAGCUGCUCUGUGACUUCGCGCGGGUGUCGGGGCUGGCGGCAAACUGUGACAAAACUGUGGUGAUGCCACUGGGAAGGCAGCGGGAUGAGCAGCCGCCACCGGUCUCUCUCUUAAAAUGGGCAGCGCGGGAUGAGCGCGAAGGUGUACCCCCCCCCCCGGACGCCAUAUGGGAGGAGCUUCGGAGGUUGUGUCACGCUUUUGUGUCUGGAGGAAGGGCGAGCGCGGGGCCCAGAUUCAUCCUGUGGAGCGCAGAGCUAAUGCAGAUGAGGAGGAGUGACGGGGGGCUGGGGUUAAUCAACCUCCGAAACCGGCUCGAUGCGGAGGCCCUCCACUCGGUGGGCGGGCUCCUGACUGAGGAGUCCUCCCUGAGGAGAAUUCUGGCAGAGAAGGCGGCACGCCUUCCUCUCGGCUACGCGUCAUUUUAUGCGCAUGAGGCCCUGCUCUAG